Hermetia illucens (black soldier fly) is the source of this 1462-nucleotide messenger RNA. Its product is annotated as zinc finger protein 300-like. Gene Ontology annotation, molecular function: sequence-specific DNA binding; DNA-binding transcription factor activity, RNA polymerase II-specific; zinc ion binding. Gene Ontology annotation, biological process: regulation of transcription by RNA polymerase II. The coding region runs from base 70 to 1347 and encodes 425 amino acids. The record is from RefSeq and is a predicted model, not a curated record. Gene Ontology annotation, cellular component: nucleus. NCBI's taxonomy places the organism in Eukaryota, Metazoa, Arthropoda, Insecta, Diptera, Stratiomyidae. The transcript is spliced from 5 exons.
UCAGCUGGUUUCUAGUUGCCAAACAUUUAUCCGUCCGGUUCGUGGGUUGUUCAUAUUGAUGUGGCGGUUAUGGACGGUUCGCGGAAUAUUUGCAGAUCUUGCCUAACGGAGGAGAAGGCACUGCUUUCAAUGGACUCCACAGUCGAUGACACGGUACUAGUGGUCGAUUGCUUUAAAAUCCACUUGAAUAUAAAUAUCUCAGAAAACGACGGGUUGCCUUAUCGAAUUUGCCUUGACUGCUUGGACCAGAUGCUUCAGAUCAGGAAGUUUCAUCUGCAGUUCUUAGAGUCCGAAAAGUUCCUUUUGCAGCAGUAUAAAAACUCAAAAGAUGAGGUCCCAAUUUACGAGACGACGGGAUAUUCAUUGCCUACAAGUUCGAUGGUUUGCACUCUCGACUUUGAGACAAGUUCUAUCAAGGAAUCCAGAGUUGAUUAUGGGGCACAUUUGGCUUCUAGAAUUGAAUCAGGGAAACCGGAUCCGGAGUCCACAGAGCAAACAAAAAUAGAAGUUUUGGAUAACGAUUGUUCAUUAAAUUUAAGCAGCACAUAUUCGACAGAGAGUUAUGAAGUUUUUCUGGAUAAUGAAAAGAAGAACGGUAAAACGAACGGGGCAAAUGACGAACGCAGACUGUUGCAUCGAAAGAAAUAUCGAAGGUUAAUAUAUUGUCUUCAAUGUCAUGAGCAAUUUAAAACGAAGAAUGAACUGCGUACCCAUUUCAAUUCAGAACAUGGUAAAGAUAACGCGCGAGGAUUCUGCAACCAAUGCUCUACAACGUUUCCCACAAGAGGUAAAUUAAUGGCACAUUUGCAUAGUCACCCUGAACCUAAGCCAAGCUACAGGUGCUCUUACUGUGAUAAACAUUUCAAACAGAAGCACAUUCUCGAAUAUCAUGAACGAACCCACACUGGUGGAAAACCCCACUUAUGUUCAAUAUGCGGACGAGGAUUCAGUCAGAGUUCAAUCUUAUAUACGCAUAUGAGCCUUCACACUGGAAAAACUGUGAAUUGUCCGAGAUGUGAUAAGAAAUUUAGUCGUAAAUCAUUCCUUAAAAUCCAUUUGAGAUCACACGAUGAUAUCCGUCCGUAUGCCUGCCAUUUAUGCGAGAAGAACUACAGAAUAAAAAGUCAUCUAGAUUCACAUAUACUAACGCAUUCGGAUGUACGAAAUUUUGUUUGUGAUAUCUGGGACAAGCUUUUAGAGAGAAGUCUGCGCUUCGUCGUCACAUUCAGGUUCAUACAAGACCCUAUAAAUGCCCUAAAUGUCCACUGGAAGGGGGACAUUUACAUAGUUUUCGGAUUCAUCUGGCAAAAGCGCACAAUAUACACGACGAUCCAAAGUUAUUUAUGAAACCGACAGUCGAGAAAAAUAUUUCUGAAGCUUUGAAUUAAGUACAAAUUUACAUUUUGGUUAAUAUUAUAAAUUUUCGCAAAUAUAAUUCAUAUUUAUUCUAACAAAUCUAGUU